Molecule: messenger RNA, 1641 nt
Organism: Acanthosepion pharaonis
Lineage: Eukaryota; Metazoa; Mollusca; Cephalopoda; Sepiida; Sepiidae
Source: the annotation of a GenBank genome assembly
AUGAAAUGCAAUAAAAACCAAGCAAUCUUUCUUUUUUGUCUCAGACUUUUUCUUGACUUUAUAUUUUUACUUCUCUUAAUUUUUCUUCAGUUUUAUCUUUCCACCUUUUCACCUUUCUUUUUCUUUUUUCUUCUUUUUUGUCUUUCCUUUUCCUUCUUUUCCUCUAUUUUUCUUUUUCCGUCUUUUUUCUUUCCUUUUUCUUCUUAUCCUUUUUAUUUUCUUUGUCUUAUUUUUGUUUUUCCUUUUCAUUUUCCUUCUCAUCAUUUUCCUUCUUUUUCCUCUUAUCUUUUUUCUUUUAGUUUAUUUUCUUUUUUUUCUUUCGUUCCAUUUCUUGUUUGUACUUGUUUCUUAUUUUCUUUUUCUUUCUUUCCAUUUUUUUCUUAUUUUUCCUUCUUUAUUGUCUUCCUUUUCUUUUUCCUUCUUUCUUUUUCUUUUUCACCUUUUCAUUUAUUGUCUUUGUCUUCUCUUUCUUUUUUCUAUAUUAUUUUUCUCUGUUUUCCUUCUUUAUUGCCUUCUUUUUUCUUUCUUUUUCAUCUUUUCCUUUAUUUUCUUUGUAUUAUCUUUUCCUUCUUUCUUUUUUCUAUUUCUUCUUUUUCCUUUUUCAUUCUCUUCUUUUUCCUUCAUUUUCUUCUUUCCCUUUUUCCUCAUUUUCUCACUUUCCAUUUUCUUUUUCUUUAUUUAUUUUCAUUAUUGCCUUCAGUUUCCUUUUCUUUGUUUUCCUUCUUUCUCUUUAUUCUUUUCCUUUUUUACUCUGCUUAUUUCUUCAAAGCCCCUUUUUAUUCUUUGUCUUUUUCUCCAAUUGUUCUUCCUUUUUCUUCUUUUUCAUCUGUCUUUUCCCAAUUCUUUUUUUUUUUUUUUUCCUCAUUUUUAUUCACUUGUUUUUUUUCUCCAAUUGUUUCUUUUCUUUUUUUCAUUCCUCAUUUUUUAUUCACUUGUCUUUUUCUCCAAUUGUUCUCUUUCUUCUUUUUUCAUUUCUCAUUUUUUAUUCACUUGUCUUUUUCUCCAAUUGUUCUCUUUCUUCUUUUUUCAUUCCUCAUUUUUUAUUCACUUGUCUUUUUCUCCAAUUGUUCUCUUUCUUCUUUUUUCAUUCCUCAUUUUUUAUUCACUUGUCUUUUCUCCAAUUUUCUCUUCCUCAUUUUUAUUCACUUGUCUUUUUCUCCAAUUGUUCUCUUUCUUCUUUUUUCAUUCCUCAUUUUUUAUUCACUUGUCUUUUUCUCCAAUUGUUCUCUUUCUUCUUUUUUCAUUCCUCAUUUUUUAUUCACUUGUCUUUUCUCUUUCUUUUUUUUUUUUCAUUCCUCAUUUUUUUAUUCACUUGUCUUUUCUCCAAUUGUUCUCUUUCUUCUUUUUCAUUUCUCAUUUUUUAUUCACUUGUCUUUUCUCCAAUUGUUCUCUUUCUUCUUUUUUUCAUUCCUUUUUUUAUUCAUUCUUUUCUCCAAUUGUUCUCUUUCUUCUUUUUUCAUUCCUCAUUUUUUAUUCACUUGUCUUUUUCUCCAAUUGUUCUCUUUCUUCUUUUUUCAUUCCUCAUUUUUUAUUCACUUGUCUUUUUCUCCAAUUGUUCUCUUUCUUCUUUUUUCAUUUCUCAUUUUUUUCCUCCUCUAUUUUCCUACAUUCAUUCUUUUUAAUCAAAUGGAAUUUCUUUAG